Molecule: messenger RNA, 2017 nt
Organism: Ochlerotatus camptorhynchus
Lineage: Eukaryota; Metazoa; Arthropoda; Insecta; Diptera; Culicidae
Exons: 3
Coding region: 65-1657 (530 amino acids)
Biological process (GO): fatty-acyl-CoA biosynthetic process; long-chain fatty acid metabolic process
Molecular function (GO): long-chain fatty acid-CoA ligase activity
Source: RefSeq, a predicted model, not a curated record
CGAGCGCUUCAUCGCGUCCAGACGCAAAAUCUAGUUAGCCUUGCGACACACAUCACCGCCCACGAUGGCCUGCUUCGAUCGCGAAUCCAAACUGUGGCGGGGCAAAAUUCAGCCGAGCAUUCUCAACCCGGAGGCAAACAUUGGUCAAAUCGUGUGGAACCUUCUGUCCCGCACGCCGGAAAAGAUCAUUCAAAUCGACGCCGACCACGGUAGUCAUUUGCGGUGCGACGAGAUGAAACGUAGAAUAGUGCGGGUCGCGUUGAAUCUCCAGCAACUGGGAUGCCGUCGAGGCGACAUGGUUUCGUUGGUUUGUACCAACAGUGAAAAUGUAGUUCCAGUUUACAUGGGAUGCCUUACGAUAGGAUUGGUGGUGAAUCCAUUGGCACCGGUGUUCAACCGGGACGAUUUGGCUCACAUGAUGCGACAAACGCAAUCGAAGGUGGUGUUCUGCGAUGAAGAAAAUCUAAACGUUGUACAGCAGGCCGUUAGGGAAGCCAUCAAAGAUAAACCGAUGAUGUUCGUGUUGGGGAAGAGUGCAGGGAUGUCCAAGGGGGUUGAUACGCUGCUUGGAUCUGUGGAAGAUGAAGAUCAAUUCGUGCCCGAAUAUCUAGGCGAUUCAAAGAAAUUGCUAGCCAUUAUCCUAUGCUCGUCUGGAACAACAGGGCUCCCGAAGGGCGUCUGUUUGUCUCAUGCCCAUUUGAUUGAGAACGAUGUCUUCACUGAAGAACUGGACGCCGGCCCGAUUUUCAACUACAGUGCCCUGUUCUGGGCAACGGGGAUGUUUGCCGUUCUGACGUCGCUGUACAAUCAGCGAGCACGCGUUAUCACCAGACAACCGUUCAGUGAAGAAGCACUGAUAGCCAUUAUUGAGCAGUACAAAGUGGAGGAUGUUUUCACUCCUCCGUCCUAUGUGGCUUCGUUGGUAAGCCAUCCGCGCUUUGCUGGGGCAGACUUCAGCAGCGUCAAGCGGUGGACCAUGGGCGGGGCGAUCGUAUCCGAGGAGCUGCGAACCAAACUGGCAAAUCGGCUGCCGAAUGGCGUAACAAAGUCCGUCUACGGUACUUCGGAAAUCGGAAUCAUCACGGCAGCCGAUACUCCGUUCGUCGCUGGAUCGGUUGGAACGUUGAUUUCGAAUCUGGAGGUCAAGGUCGUCGAUGAGUGCGAUCGGAGGCUCGGUCCGCUGGAGCGAGGUGAAAUACGACUGAGAUAUAAGCAUAAGAUUUUGGGGUACCUCAACAACGAGCAAGCCACGAAGGAUGCAUUCGACGAGGAAGAUUUUUUCAAAUCCGGUGACAUUGGUUAUUUCGACCAGGGCGGGUAUAUGUACGUGGUAGACCGGAUCAAGGACAUUAUCAAGUAUAAAAAUUACCAAAUUUCGCCAUCGGAUUUGGAAGCCUUGAUCGAGAAGAUCGAUGGAGUGAAGCAGGUUUGCGUGACGGGAGUUCCGGUGGAGGAUCGAUCUUCGGAUCUGGCAACGGCUGUCAUCGUGCGGAAGGAAGGCUCGGGCCUAACGGAAAAGGAAGUGUUGGACAUAGUCAACGGGCAGGUGAGCGAUCAUAAACGGCUGAGGGGUGGGGUGCAUUUCGUGGAUCGACUGCCGACCUCGGCUGCUGGAAAAGUGCUGCGACGGGCCGUGAGGGAGAUGAUAACAAAUUAAUUUGACAAUGAGUAGUACCUGAAGCACUUUUUUUUUAAUUCGUUUAUUUGUUGAGCCAAAAACUCUGCGGAGCCGAGUAAAGUUGAAUAAAUGUACAGAAAAGAAAGUUCUUAGUGUCGGAUUUUUUUUUUACCAAAAUAAGUUCAUUUGAUUAUAAAUGGGGGCAUCUACUGUUUUGCCCUGUAUUCCCUCUAUUCGUAACUGGAUUAUCUUCUGUUUUUGCUUUUCGGUCUUUUUUAUGCUUCCACAAUUCCUGACCAGUAGUAGGGGAAGACGGGGUAAAACUGCAACACUAAGCUUAAAGUACAAUUAAGCCAAAUCUAUUCCAAAUUUCAGUAAUAAAUUAUGUUAAUAGCGCAA